Messenger RNA from Cotesia glomerata, 4230 nucleotides. RefSeq lists its product as uncharacterized. The transcript is spliced from 3 exons. Gene Ontology annotation, molecular function: nucleic acid binding. The record is from RefSeq and is a predicted model, not a curated record. Gene Ontology annotation, biological process: DNA integration. The coding region runs from base 1 to 4230 and encodes 1409 amino acids. NCBI's taxonomy places the organism in Eukaryota, Metazoa, Arthropoda, Insecta, Hymenoptera, Braconidae.
AUGAGAAUACUAGGGAUAGGAUACGAAGGUUUGUGCAAGUUUUGUGGCCUGAUGGACAUGCCGUCUUUUUUAGAUAAAGCUACGCAUACAAUAUUAUUGAAGUACAUUUUAGAUUGUGGUAAAACUGUUGCAGAAGCCUUGAUGAAAAAAGCUGUAAAUCAAGAAAAAGAAGCGAUAAGUGAAAAUAAGAAUAAGAACGAUUUGACUGUAUCGGGAGAUGGAACCUGGCAAAAACGGGGAUUUACAUCGUCAUUUGGAGUUUCUUCUAUAAUUGACUAUUAUACUGGAAAGAUUCUUGAUAUAAACAUUAAAAGUGCUUAUUGUAAGCUAUAUUCGCUUUCUGCUCAAGUAUUGAUAGCUACCGCUUUAGUCCAGGUCCGCCCACAUCAUGGUAAUCCAAUCACCGCCAGAGCGUUGAUUGAUCAAGGUUCAGAGCUCUCAUUUAUGAGACAGUCGCUCGUCAAGAAGCUUGGACAACCGAUACAGCGUGACAUGGUCAUGCUCAAGGGCAUUGACAAUGUCUCCGCAGGAAGCUCACUAGGUGAUUUGGGUCAGCCAAAACCGACACUGACGGUAGAUCUUCCAUCGUUCGUGAUCGCUGAUCCGACAUGGCCGCAUCUUGAGAAUCUCAAGCUCGCUGACUCGCAGUAUCUACAGCCACGCCCUGUAGAUAUUAUUCUAGAUGCAUCACCAGCCGCACAGAUCAUGAACGCAGAGAUUCAACGAGGACCUCGCAAUGCUCCUAUUGCACAAUCCACCACGUUUGGUUGGAUUGUCUAUGGAGCUGUCACCACUAAACACGCUUCAACAUCACACGCAGCACUACAUGCGUCAGUAGAUACUGAAUUACAAGACGCUAUCGCUAAGUUUUGGGAACAGGAAGAGGUUCCAUCAGGUAAUUCACCGCUCAACACCGCUGAAGAAGACGAAUGUGAAAUUCACUUUCGUCAAACGCAUUAUCGACAGCCUGAUGGACGCUACGUAGUGAGAUUACCGCUUAAAGUCCCCGAGAGUCAACUUGGCGACUCUAUCAACGCAGCCAUGGGAUCAAUCCGCAGAUUAAUAACUCGCUUGUCGCGAGAAAGAAUAUAUUUUGACAUGUAUCGUGCAUUCAUGGCAGAAUACAUUCAACUAGGACACAUAGUACGAGUACCAGUCAACGAAUUGCCCGCAAACGCUUACUUCUUGCCUCACCAUAGGGUAUUGAAGCUUGAUAGUGCCACUAUGAAGCUCCGCACAGUGUUCAAUGGUUCCUGUGCAACAUCUACAGGAAUUUCAUUGAACGACAUUCUCCACGCAGGACCCAAAACGCAAAUUGACAUUUUUGAUGUGAUGUUGAGAAUCCGUUGCAGCAGGAUUCUAUUUGCUACUGACAUCACCAAGAUGUUCAGACAGAUUGAGGUCGACUCGCUUGAUUGCCCGCUUCAGUGCAUUCUCUGGAUAGAUGAGAAUGACUUAGUAGACGCUUACUGUCUCAAGACAGUCACAUACGGAACCGCUAGUGCACCUUUUGACGCAGUACGUGUGCUUAUCCAACUAGUAAAGGAUGAAGGACACCGCUUUCCGCUAGCUGUUGCUCCAAUGUUGAAAACACGCUACGUAGAUGACAUCUACGGUGGAGCAGACAACGAAGAAGACGCUAUCAAGGCUGCAGUACAAACAAAAACUCUGUGUGCAGCAGGCUGCUUCCCGCUUGCCAAAUGGGCUAGCAAUAGUCCACGGUUACUCGCUGAAGUCGCUCCAGAAAAGCAGCUGAAUACACCGCUUAAAGAAAUCAGUGAUGCACCAGUAAAAGUCCUGGGCAUAUACUGGAAUUCACGCACUGACGCUCUCCAGUUCAAGUACACGCUACCGCCACAGACGCCCAAGACAAAAAGAGCUAUUUUGUCUGAAAUCGCUAAGCUGUAUGAUCCGCUAGGACUUCUCGCACCAAUAGUCGUCAAAACCAAGAUCUUUAUGCAAGAUCUGUGGCUAGAUAGAGUGUCAUGGGAUGAACAAUUGUCACCAUCACUCAUUCACAAAUGGACUGGAUACCGCGAGGAUCUUCGAAACAUCGAAUCCAUCCGCAUUCCACGCUGGAAUAAUAUAGCACCUGGAGCAACUAUGGAAUGGCACGGGUUCUCAGACGCUUCGCAAAACGCUAUGGCUGCCGCUGUUUAUUUGAGAGUCACUGACGCUGAUGGGAACACAAAGGUCUCACUUUUGUGUUCAAAAACGCAAGUAGCACCGCUGAAGACCAUGACAAUCCCACGCUUGGAAUUAUUUGCCGCAUGGUUGCUAACACAACUGAUACUUCAUGUCAAAGAAGUUCAGUCGCUUGAAAAUGUCAGGAUCAAUCUCUGGACUGACUCCGCCGUGACUCUCGCAUGGAUUAAAAGUCCAGCAAUCCGCUGGAAGACAUUCGUCCGCAAUAGAGUGGGAAAAAUCCAAGAAACGCUUCGAGAUGUCUCCUGGAAAUUUAUUCCAGGAAAACAGAACCCCGCUGACUGCGCUUCAAGAGGUAUACCUACGCUAAAACUGAAACAACACGCUCUCUGGUGGCAUGGACCAACUUGGCUUCAUGAACCAGAAUCCUCUUGGCCCACUCUGGAGCCUCCAACCGACAAUGCAACGCAUCGAGAAGAACGCCAAGGUCUGACACUAGUAACUUGGAAAGCAGAAAAUUGCCUGCUCCAACAAUUACUGUCGCAUUACACGCAGCUGUUUCCACUGCUACGGAAGCUUAGCAUCUGGCAUCGUGCCAUCGACCGCUUUAAAAGAGUUCCACAAUCUUCGCUGGCCUACCCGCUUACUCCAUCAGACCUGGAGCGCGCUAAAUUGACCUUGAUUAAGUUCACUCAAGGACAAUACUUCGCUAGAGAGAUUCACACGCUACAAGAUGGUGAUGGUCUGCCUAAAAAUAACAGCAUCACUAAACUGACUCCGUUCAUCGACCAUCAGGGGGUCCUGAGAGUCGGUGGCCGCUUGAAAAACGCAUUGCUGGACCCAGAAGAGAGGCAUCCAGCGAUUCUACCGCGACAAUUACCGCUUACAUCAAUUUUGAUUGAUGAUUCGCACCGCAAAACGCUUCACGGAGGUACUCAGCUUACGCUCGCUGACUUACGCAAGAGUGUCUGGAUCAUUGGAGGCCGUGUUCCAGUCAGAUCAUUUAUUUUACGCUGCGUUAUCUGCACGAGACACCGUGGAGAACGCGCUCAACAAUUGAUGGGUCAACUACCCGCCGCACGAGUACAGCCAACUCGAGCCGUCUUGCAUACAGGACUCGACUACGCUGGACCUAUCACGCUGAAAACGUUUCAAGGACGUGGAGCAAAAACAUACAAAGGCUGGAUUGCCGUCUUUGUAUGCAUGUUCAGUUCAGCUGUACAUUUAGAGCUAGUAACUGAUUACACCGCUGCCGCUUUCAUUGCCGCUUAUCGCCGCUUCACUAGUCGCCGAGGUAUCUGCCACACGCUAUAUUCAGACUGUGGAACCAAUUUUGUAGGAGCAGAUAAAGAGCUGAAACGACUAUUCGCUGCAGGAUCCCGCACGUUACGAGAAUUAUCAACCUUGAUCGCUCAAGAUGGCACGAACUGGAAAUUCAAUCCGCCUGGAGCUCCACAUUUUGGAGGAAAAUGGGAAGCCGCUGUGAAAUCUAUCAAAUUUCACCUUCGAAGAACAAUCGGAGACUCGCUGUUGACGCUUGAGCAAUAUUCAACGCUACUGGCUCAAAUUGAAGCCAUAUUGAAUUCCAGACCGCUCACACCGCUGAAUGAUGAUCCUGCUGACCUGGCCGUACUGACUCCAGGUCACUUCUUAAUCGGACAGUCACUGACCGCUAUCCCAGAGCCAUCGCUGACAGAUUUACAACCUGCUCGGCUCUCGCACUGGGAACAAGUCCAGCAAAUGGUUCAACAUUUCUGGAAACGCUACUACCAGGACUGCAUCCACCGCUACCAGGCCAUUUCAAAGUGGCAUCAUCGACGCAACCAGAUCAAGGUGGGUUCAGUUGUACUGAUCACCACUGAGGAUCUCCCGCCAACCAAGUGGCCAUUAGCCAAAGUAAUUGCUGUCCAUCCAGGUGAAGAUGGACAAAUCCGCGUAGUAACUGUUAAUACAAUUAACACAGAGCUGUUACGUCCAAUUACAAAGCUCUGUGUCCUGCCACUAACGCAUGAAGAAGAUGAUCUUGUCGACGCAGCCGCCAACCCGGGAGAGAAUGUUCGGCGAACAAGGCCCAGUAGCGAUUAA